Messenger RNA from Penicillium bovifimosum, 1092 nucleotides. Its product is annotated as MYG1 family protein. The record is from RefSeq and is a predicted model, not a curated record. The transcript is spliced from 2 exons. Gene Ontology annotation, cellular component: cytoplasm; nucleus. The coding region runs from base 1 to 1092 and encodes 363 amino acids. Lineage: Eukaryota; Fungi; Ascomycota; Eurotiomycetes; Eurotiales; Aspergillaceae.
AUGGCCGAGAACGUUGCAAAGAAGCUCAAGACCUCGUCUCCUUUGAUCGGGACACACAGCGGCCACUUCCACGCCGAUGAGGCCCUAGCCGUUUACCUCCUCCGUUUGCUCCCCACAUAUGCAUCCUCCUCUCUCAUCCGCACGCGCGACCCAGCUGAACUGGAGAACUGCCACACCGUUGUCGAUGUCGGCGGCGUAUACGACCCUGCCACCCACCGGUAUGAUCACCACCAGCGGACCUUCUCAACAACCUUCCCUCAGCACGAAACAAAGCUCUCCUCCGCCGGCCUUGUAUACAUGCACUUCGGCAAGGCAAUCAUCGCCCAGAAGCUGUCUUUGCCCGUGGACCAUGCCGACGUAGACCUGCUCUACGAGAAGCUGUACACUGACUUCAUCGAGGCCAUUGACGCCAACGACAACGGCGUCUCCGCCUACGACGAUGCCGCGCUUACUGCUGCCGGUAUUGAGAAGCGCUUCAAGAAUGGCGGUGUCACCCUCGCCUCCAUUAUCAGCGACAUGAACAACCCAGACCCCACCAGCCCACCAGGCGAGCCCCAGGACGAGGAUAGCCUCUUCGGCCGCGCCAGCACGCUCAUCGGCAACGUAUUUGCCCGCAAGCUGCACCACGCCUGCACGUCGUGGAUGCCCGCCCGCACAACUGUUGGCUCCGCCUACGCCUCGCGCAAGGAAGUCCACCCCUCCGGCCGUAUCAUUGUCCUCCCCCAGGGUGGCGUGCCCUGGAAAGAGCACCUCUACAACUUCGAGGCUGAGGCUUCGGGAUCCAAGGAGAUUGACCCCGCCACCCAGGUGUACUAUGUCCUGUACCCCGAAAGCGCUACCGAGGGAGCCAAAUGGCGUGUGCAGUGCGUUUCCACCUCCGAGAGCAGCUUUGAGUCUCGCAAGCCUCUACCGGAGGCGUGGCGCGGUGUCCGUGACCAGGACCUUGAUGGUGUCAUGGCCGCAGAGGCUGAGAAGAAUGGUCAGAGCAAGAUCCCCGAAGGUGCCGUCUUUGUUCACGCUAGUGGAUUCAUUGGUGGCCACAAGACGAAAGAGGGUGCUAUGGCUAUGGCUGAACGUAGUCUGGAGCUGUAA